AUGGACACGAAUAUACCGCCACUUCCGCAUCCCAAAAGUACCUUUACAAUCAAGAUCGGCCUCAUAGGGGAUGCUCAGGUUGGCAAAACAUCACUGAUGGUCAAGUACGUGGAAAACGUGUUUGACGAGGAGUAUACACAAACGCUGGGAGUAAACUGUCUGAGCAAGAAAAUAACGCUGGGCUCGGCUGAUAUUAUGUUCUACAUCAUGGAUCUAGGUGGCCAGCGAGAGUUUAUCAACAUGCUGCCACUUGCGUCUGAAGGCGCCAAAGCAAUUAUCUUCCUUUUCGAUCUUACGCGACCUGAAACUUUAAAAUCCAUCAAGGAAUGGCAUCGUCAAGCGACAGGGUUUAACGAGCAGGCUGUGCCCUUACUGGUAGGGACUAAAUACGAUCUAUUCGUGAAUAUGGACCCGGAGCUGCAAUCGCAAAUCUCAAGACAAAGCAUGCGGUAUGCCCAGGCUAUGGACGCACCGCUAAUCUUUUGCUCGACCUCGCAUUCUAUCAACGUUCAAAAGAUAUUCAAAAUCAUUAUCGCAAAACUCUACAAUUUAACCAUGCGUGCCUCGGAGAUCAAACAAAUAGGCGACCCACUGCUCAUAUAUAAAUAUUUGGGCGGUACGCGCAGGUCCGCUUCCGCGUCGUCCGAUCCGUCAAACGCUUCAAAUUAG
Molecule: messenger RNA, 669 nt
Organism: Lachancea dasiensis
Lineage: Eukaryota; Fungi; Ascomycota; Saccharomycetes; Saccharomycetales; Saccharomycetaceae
Source: the annotation of a GenBank genome assembly